Messenger RNA from Paramecium tetraurelia, 1302 nucleotides. RefSeq lists its product as uncharacterized. Gene Ontology annotation, biological process: peptidyl-serine phosphorylation; peptidyl-threonine phosphorylation. Gene Ontology annotation, molecular function: protein tyrosine kinase activity; ATP binding; protein serine/threonine kinase activity. Gene Ontology annotation, cellular component: cytoplasm. The transcript is spliced from 6 exons. NCBI's taxonomy places the organism in Eukaryota, Ciliophora, Oligohymenophorea, Peniculida, Parameciidae. The record is from RefSeq and is a predicted model, not a curated record.
AUGUUUAACCUUACCCUCAGCUUUUCUUAAUUUGGUAUUUAAAAGACUCACUUUUAAUUAUAUGAUUGUUAAAAUGAGUGUCUAAAAACAAAACAAUUGUAAAGAGAUAAAUAACCAAUUCAUCUUGUCACAAUAAAAAUUAGAUAGUUGUUAUAGUUCAAUUAAACAAUUUCUGUGAUUCCGAGAAUUCUUACUCAGCCAACUGCAGCUGUAUACAAUGAUGGAUUAGAUAAUGAAAAUUAUGAUUUAAUAGUGAGAUUGGAUGAUGUAAUAAUAAAUGAAAAGACAGGCAAUUAAUAUAUUGCUAAAGAAUUGUUAGGUGUCGGUACUUUUGGAAGUGUUUAUAGAUGUGUGAAGAAUAAUACAAAUUUUGCUAUCAAAAUAAUAAAAAAUAUUAAUGCAUACAAUAUACAAUCCAUGAAAGAAAUUAAAUUGAUUAGGUUCCUUAAUAAAAAAUAAGAGCAUGAAAGCAUAAUUAAAUUGAUUGAUUAUUUUCUUUUUAAAAAUCACGUUUGCAUAGUUUUUCCAUUAUUAGGAUUCAAUUUGGAAGAAUUGCUACAGGAAACUAAAUAUCAGGGCCUUUCAUUGCACAUGAUCAAGAAUAUUUUGAAAUAAUUAAUAGCAGGAUUGGAAUUCCUGCACUCUUUACAUUGGGUGCAUUGCGAUAUCAAACCUGAAAAUAUUUUAUUCACAGAUAAUACAGCCAAAUAAAUUUAGAUAAUUGAUUUCGGAUCUGCAACUGAAUUAAAUAUCAAUUUGUAUUAUUACAUAUAGAGCUUGUAUUAUAGAGCACCUGAGAUUAUUCUCGGCUACAAAAAGACUUGCGCCAUUGAUAUGUGGUCAGUAGGGUGUGUGGCAGCCUAGUUGUACCUAGGAUACCCGUUAUUCCAAGGGACGUCAUCCUUUGAUCAACUAUCAAAGAUUCUUGGCCUAAUUUCUAUUACCAACUAAGAAUUGAUACAAAACAGUCCAAAAUGCCAAGAUUAUUUUAUUAAGGAAAACCAAAACUAUGUUCUUAAAAAUUUGAAGAAGUAUCAGAAUGAAUAUAAUCUAAAUCUACAUGAUCCUGGAAUAUAAAAUAUAACUAAUAUUUAGGAGUUGUAUUUGGAAUUCAAUAAAUCAAGUUUAAGAACAAUCCAAGAGAUGGCCACUAUGGAAGACUUCUUAGAUUUACUAAAGAAGUUACUAGAAUUUGAUCCCGCUUUACGAAUUACAGCUAGCCAAUGUUUGCAACAUCCGUUUUUAAGAGACUUUUAAUUUAAUAUUAAUGACAUUCUUAAGUAGGACCUCUAAUAUCAAUGA